Molecule: messenger RNA, 1297 nt
Organism: Tribolium castaneum (red flour beetle)
Lineage: Eukaryota; Metazoa; Arthropoda; Insecta; Coleoptera; Tenebrionidae
Product: prolactin-releasing peptide receptor
Exons: 2
Coding region: 176-1297 (373 amino acids)
Biological process (GO): G protein-coupled receptor signaling pathway
Cellular component (GO): neuron projection; plasma membrane
Molecular function (GO): neuropeptide Y receptor activity; neuropeptide binding
Source: RefSeq, a predicted model, not a curated record
AAAACACCCCUAAAAGAAACACACUGUUGCUUGCUCUAACUAAUCACACUGUUUAAAACCGGCGCAAGAUGUGACCACUUCAGCGAGUUUUUUUCAUUUUGGUCACUGUUGAGGUGUGUGUGUUCCUGUCGUAUCGACUGAAGAAAAGUAGUGCUUUAGACAUAAACAGUAAAAAAUGACAGUGUUAAACACAACCGUUGAGGCCGUAAGAUCAGCAAAUAGUGCGUCGUCCCAAUGUCAAGAAAUCGGGAUAAUGAGUCAUCUCCUAGUCCAAAUAAUCUUCUACAUCCUUUACUCCGCCAUAUUUCUUUUAGGGCUAUUCGGCAACAUUCUCGUAUGUUACAUUGUUUAUUCAAACAAAGCCAUGCAAACAGUGACGAAUCUGUUUAUAACGAACUUGGCUCUCUCGGAUAUCUUGUGCGUCCUGUGUGUACCCUUCACUCCUUUGUACACGUUCUUAAGAAAGUGGAUAUUCGGCAGUUUGACUUGCCAUCUAGUCGGAUACGCUCAAGCAACUAGCGUUUACAUUUCAACUUUGACCCUCACUGCGAUUGCUAUUGAUCGUUUCUUCGUCAUUCUCCAUCCUCUGCGACAACGAAUGAAACUCCAUACGUGUCUCCUGAUCCUGCUGGGCAUCUGGGUGUUCUCCAUGCUGGUCACCCUGCCCUACGGCAUUUGCAUGCAGGUGGAGGUGGAGUCCGAGGGCUGUAUCGUGUGCGAGGAAAACUGGCCUUACGAAAACUUCGAAGUCGCUUUCGGUUCUUUCACCCUCGUCAUGCAAUUUAUCAUCCCAUUUUGCAUCAUCGGGUACUGCUAUUCCCGAAUUUCGGGCCGUCUCAACGAGAGGGCAAAGUCCAAGCCGGGCACUAAAAGCGCGAGACGCGAGGAGGCCGACAAGGAGAAGAAGAAGAGGACCAACAGGAUGCUCAUAGCCAUGGUCACAAUUUUCGGCAUCUGUUGGUUUCCUCUCAAUUUGAUCAAUGUGGUGCAUGAUUAUUAUGUGUUUGAACGGGGGUCCUACUUCCACUUGUUCUUCUUCCUGGCUCAUUGCCUGGCCAUGUCUUCUACUUGCUAUAACCCCUUUUUGUACGCGUGGCUCAACGAAAAUUUCCGAAAGGAGUUCAAAGUGAUCCUGCCGUGCAUUUUGCGAAGCGCAACGAAUCGGUACUGUAAUGGUGAUGAGCGCACUUUAGACACUCUUUUACACUCCACCGUGUACACGUCACCGGCUAAACACUUAGAACCACGUGAACCGAUAGCUGAACCCAUUCCUCAAACUCAAGAAUAUAACCUGUAA